This is a messenger RNA of Phytophthora nicotianae INRA-310, 2189 nucleotides long. RefSeq lists its product as hypothetical. The record is from RefSeq and is a predicted model, not a curated record. The coding region runs from base 115 to 1467 and encodes 450 amino acids. The transcript has a single exon. Lineage: Eukaryota; Oomycota; Peronosporomycetes; Peronosporales; Peronosporaceae.
GACACAAAACAGGUGGGUUAAAUUCACACCGAAAAUAACGGAGAAGUGUCUGUCAGACCGAAUUUUGCAGCAGCGGAAAGUAGAGACCAUCACUCUGCCUCAUCAAGUUUCCACAUGCUGCAAGAGGAGCAAGUCGACGCCGCGCUGUUGGCCGACGUGACAGGUUUCUUGGCGGACUGCAGCGCGUCAGCUUCAUCAAUAGACCGACAACGGAAGGCGCCGCCGUCCUUCAGUGACGAUGUGCUGGUCCUGGACACGCACCAGCUCAUAGCGGAGACGGAGACGCUGCUCUCGUCCCUCGAGACCACGGCACAGGAACAAAUAGCUUCCAAUACUCUAUCAAGUUCCGACGAAGUUACCAUCACUAGUGACCACAAAUAUACACCCAAGACGGACGCAAUGCCGGCUGAAGAUAGACGUGCGUAUCGAAAUGUUCAGGCUGCCAAGCGCCGACUGAAGUACCGACAGAAGCUCAAAGACGAGAAGAAGACGCUAGAAAGUCAGGAAAUAGAGCUCUCGGGUGAGUUAAGCAGGCUACAAAGCGCUCAAGAGGCUGAGAAGAUGAGGUAUGUGGACAGAAUGUCGCUGAGUGUGUGGAGAUCCAUCGCUACGAGGCAGAAGGAAAAGCGUCUGGAGGCUGAGCAGACUCAGAGACAACUGAGAGCUGCAGUGGUCGGCCGAGCGAGGAUGAUCCAUCAGAUGAAGGCACUGCUACAACGACCUUAUGUGCUGGAGGAGAAGAAUAUGCUGUAUGGGGAGGCUGACGGAGGCCAUGCCGAUGGCUCUGUGUUGUUUAAGACUUUUGUGAGUGAAUUGGAUGCGAUUUACGCUCAGACAGACCAGGUUAUGCGAGAAGUCAACGCCGAAGUGUCGACGAAAUUUGAGUACAAUCUGACACGGAAAGUUAAGGAUGGAGUAGAGUAUUUCGACAGCACCGACGCUACGGAGAUUCCAUUUGCAUUCGAAGACACCAGUCGUGCGAUGUCGUUGCUGAUGAUGACAGAUCCAGACGUACUACGGCACAAUUCACAUGCCCAAGAACCGAAGGAUACAGUCACUGUGAAGUAUAUCGCUGACUGCCAACUUGAGAGAGAUGAAGUCGCUAAGCUGAAAAUCUACUCGGCUAUGCGAAAAGUUAAAGAAGCUGAUCGUGUGGUAUUUGUGUGGCGCGCUGUGACGGAGGGACAAGGCGAUUUAUCCGGACACCACACAGACGAAACGGGGUGGCUUGUUUUGCGCCCACAAGAGAUUGGCGAUUUCCCAUCGACAGUGUUCGAGAGCUAUACACGCUUUAUUCCAAUAGAUGUCGGUGAGUCGGCAAGCAAGGCCGAUACAGAUCGAUUUGCCAAAGUGGUUGCGAAGUCAGGAGAGGAAGAAGUGAACGAGAUGAUGCAAUUGUUGGAGAAGAUGCUACUUGGAGGUGACCAAUUCUACACCAGCGGUCAUCCCCGUUAUGAAAGUGCCUAAAGUCAUUGUGCUGAUGCUGCUUUCAUCAACCAAAAUGUAUGACAGUCUGCAUCAUGCAUUGCAUUUUUACACAAAUGCUAGAUGAUAGCAAUACCAAAGGAUAUCCUUCUGCGUGCUCGUUAGCCGUUCUUUUCAGCGGGGAAUGGGCUGAUGCGACGGAUUUUAAUCUCAGACUAACGGUGUAGCUAGCACGAAAAAACUCUGGAUAUUAACCCGGCUGAAGAGCAAUGGAAACGUUGCGAUUCACGAUAACGGUGCGGUGGCAAAAGACCCACCAAAUACCUAGGUGAGGUCCUGUGUACGAGUAGAUCGAAUUCUGCCAAAUGCAGCAACCUCCAGACGCCCUCCGGAGUUUCUUCACACGAACUCACACGUUGAACAACGCCUUCUCCAAGGUUGAGGCUAUAUCCCGCGUACUGGGAGUUUUCGUGCCGCAGCGAGCAUAUUUUCUAGAGCGUCGUCGGUGUAGUAGGCUCGGAAAACCGCGCUCAUGCUCGUUUGUUUGUCGGGGUACUUUGCGUUGAAAUCGUCUAGGUACUGGGCCCAACGCUUGAAAUCCGGACUCGAGAGAAGAUCGUCCGACACCUUCUCAAGUGGCAGCAGAUACUUGGACCGGUCAGGACGUUCUCGAAAGCGAAUCACGUCAUCUGCUCCCGGCUUAGUCAAUAUCAGGGUUGAGCAAAAAUACAUUUAUUGAAAAUGCUUUUUCACGAAUCACGAAA